Messenger RNA from Somion occarium, 1521 nucleotides. NCBI's taxonomy places the organism in Eukaryota, Fungi, Basidiomycota, Agaricomycetes, Polyporales, Cerrenaceae. The record is from the annotation of a GenBank genome assembly.
ACCGCGACUCUUUAAAUUUUAGAGCUUUAUCUCCUGCUUGCAGCUUCUGCGACGCGUCUCUAUAGAUACUUACUUGAUCGCCUUUUCCAUACAUCUGGAUGUGUUCUACGCGUGCGAUUUAGACCUAUGUCGCUAGUGUUGCAGUCAAGUUGGUGGAUGCGAUCGUCUCCCCAUGCUGAGCAUCACAUCGCACACCGGUGACGACGUCAUGGUAGGGAGAGUACAUAUAAGAAUGCGGGUCUACUGGUUCUCCUGGUCAACUUUCUCCUCUCUGCAUACUGGCCACCCUUCUUCACGAUGUCACCGGCACACGUCCUCGACAGAUAUUAUCUCUCCAUCACGCUUCUUGUCACGAUAGCGUACCAGCUCUUGGGUUUCGCAAUUGCUUGGACAUUCCAAUUUGACAAGAUUACAGACUUCACUGGCGGAUCAAAUUUCUUUAUCAUAGCACUUUUGACCCUGCUAAUGGGCAACACGUUUUAUGCGCGUAACAUUGUCGCAAGCGUGUUGGUCAUGAUAUGGGCAACUCGGCUCGCAGGAUUCUUACUCUUUCGCGUAUUGAAGACAGGGAGUGAUACUCGCUUCGACGAGUUUCGCUCGCAUUUCUUCAAGUUCCUAGCGUUCUGGAUUGGUCAAAUCCUUUGGGUUUGGACGGUCUCCCUUCCUCUCACCAUCCUCAACUCUCCUGCCGUAUCUGAUCCGUCUCUAGGCGGAUCGAACUCCUCGUUCGGGACAGGUUGUGAUAUCGCUGGAGUAAUUCUUUGGGGUAUUGGUUGGUUCAUUGAGACUACAGCUGAUGCUCAAAAGUUUCGAUACAAGGCAUCGAAUCCGCCUAAGGAUCGACCUAUGAAUACCGGUGUAUGGAGAUGGUCUCGACAUCCACCGUAUUUCGGCGAAAUUCUCUGCUGGUGGGGCAUCUGGAUCCUCUGCCUCUCGCCUACGGCAAACGGUGACCUAUCCAGUGGCGCUCGAAAGGCUCAGUAUGCAUCAGUGUUAUCCCCGAUCUUUACAACCUUGUUACUUAUGUUCGCCUCGGGUAUUCCUACGGCCGAGAAACCCACUGGCCGGAAGUACUAUCUCAUGUCCCAUUCGUCGUCCUCUCCAUUCACCUCUCCUCCUUCCUCCGCCUCCGCUUUGCCUGCGAAUCCACCCUAUCCGGAUGCAUGGAAGAAAUACCAGUCAUACCUUCACUCGACGUCUAUCCUUAUUCCCAUCCAUCCUAAGCUGUAUCGUCCGUUGCCGAGGUGGAUCAAGAGGACUGUGCUGCUUGAUUUUCCGAUCUAUGGAUUUGAUGAGCACGAUGGCCAGAAGGCUUUGGAAGAGGAAGGAAAGAAGAAAGCAAAUGGAGGAGAUAGGUCGGAUUAAAUGGACUUCUUGAAGGUACGGAUGAGUGACAUUUCGCUGAUCUGUUGGAAAUGGUUGUAGUAGGACCUUAGCAUCCGGUACCGAGAUGCGUUCAUCGUUUUCGCCAAAUGGCAAGACGAACUUUGCAGGUGAUAUGCAUACAACCUAACGAAACGU